This is a messenger RNA of Lecanosticta acicola, 1964 nucleotides long. The record is from the annotation of a GenBank genome assembly. NCBI's taxonomy places the organism in Eukaryota, Fungi, Ascomycota, Dothideomycetes, Mycosphaerellales, Mycosphaerellaceae.
AUGGCCCCCGAGAAGGGAACAUACGGAGCCAAGAUCAUCGCUCAAUCGCUUCAUGAUCUAGGCGUCAAGGCCAUUUUCGGGACGCCAGGAUUACCAGUAACUGAAAUCGCCCAAGAAGGUCUCUUCCUAGGCAUCCGGUUCAUCAGCUGUCGAAAUGAACAAGCAGCCGCAUACGCCGCCUCAGCCUAUGGCUAUCUCACAGGAAAGCCGGGAAUAUGUAUAUCAGUCGGAGGACCGGGGAUGUUUCAUGUCAUGGCUGGCGUAAGUUCCUCCCUUUCACCCAUCCCGUGGAAACUGUAUUGACACACUGUUGGAAAGAUUCCUCACGCCGCCGCAAAUUCCUGGCCGCUAGUAGUUCUCUCUGGAGCAUCAGAAACCCAUAACUCUGGCAAAAUGGCUUUCCAAGAAGUAGACUCCAUUCCGAUCAUGAGAACACUGGACGCCAAAUUUGCAGCUCGUCCUCCUACUCCGGAGAUGAUUCCAACUUUCAUCAAGGAUGCCUAUCGGUUUGCGUGGUUCGGCCGUCCUGGACCGGCAUUUGUCGACCUGCCUGCCAACUUGAUUAUGGGCCACUUUGAGGUUCCAAGGCAUAAGAUUCCCGCCUACACCGAAGCUCCUUUGUCAGUUGCACCACCGAAACAGAUCCAAGCUGCCGUCGAUGCGUUGAAAUCAGCAAAGGCACCACUGGUUGUCAUUGGCAAGGGAGCAGCGUUUGCUCGAGCCGAGAAGCCGAUCAACGCUCUCAUAGAACAGUAAGCCACUCUUCUCUGUCUUGCCGCAAUCUCAAUCUAACCGCGUCGCAGGACCGGCUUGCCAUUCGUCCCAACGCCCAUGGGAAAGGGUGUGAUAGCCGACUCUAGUCCUAACAACUACUCAGCAGCCCGAUCAGUAGCGCUGAAAGAAGCAGAUGUAGUCUUAGUUCUUGGCGCGAAACUAAACUGGAUUCUCUCGUUCGGUUUGCCACCCAAAUGGAGCCCAACAGUAAAGAUCAUCCAAGUCGACAUUACAGCCGAUGAGCUAGGCAAGAACGGAGGUCACCCGACAUUGAGUCUUGUGGGAGACGUUGGCCUCGUGGUCGAGCACAUCGUCUCCGGCCUCUCCGGAUGGAAAUGGCAAUCUAAGUCCACCGACUUCCAUCGCAAACUCCAAGCCUCGAAAGCCAAGAACGAAGAUAGAGCCGCCAAGAAAGCUGCCGCCGAUACUCUUCCCAUCCCCUUUGAGAGAGCUUUCGAUGUUAUACGCACCACCCUCAACGGUCUGUCAAAACCCGAAGAUGGGGAUAUUGUCUACGUCUCCGAGGGCGCAAACGCAAUGGACAUUUCCCGCUCAAUCUUCACAAUGGAACAUCCCCGUCUGAAACUCGACGCGGGAACGUACGCCACCAUGGGCGUAGGAUUGGGAUACUGCAUCGCGGCAUACACAGCAUACAACCUCACAGGCGAAGGUUCCGCCGGCAAAGCCGGCCGCAAGAAGAUCGUGGCGAUCGAAGGCGAUAGCGCGUUCGGAUUCUCGGGCAUGGAAGUCGAAACCAUGGCUCGGUACCAGAUGGACAUUCUCAUGUUCGUGAUGAAUAACAGUGGCUUGUACAGAGGCGACACUCCGCAUGAAGAAGUCUGGAAUGAGCGUAGAGGGCACACCGUUGCAGGGACAACGACAGACGGCAAAGGUCUCACGGCGUGGUCGCUUGGGUAUCAAACGGAUUAUGGCAAGGUCGCGGAGAUGGCCGGAGGCAUUGGAAUCACCGCUCGGACACCGGACGAGUUGAAGAAGGCCGUGGAGACUGGAUUCAACGCCAAGGUCCCGGUCGUGGUGAAUGUCAUUGUGGAUCCUCAGUCCGAUCUUCCAAUGGUAAGAGUUCCUCGCGCACCUGCACGGCAAUGUUUACUUUGGCCGAAUACUGACUCUUCUGACAGGAUUUCUCAUGGCUGGAUAUGGCACCUCCGAAGAAAGAUGCGAAGUUGUAG